CGGAGCUGCUUCGUUCUUCUGUUCUGUUCUUGUUACUGUAUUCGCACUUAUCAGAGCAUCAACUCAAACACGUCCGUCUAUACGCAAUGCUUCUCUCCAGACUCGCACUGGCUUCAGUGCUUGCUUUUGCCAACGUUGCCUCAUCUCAAGUGAUAGUCACGAUUACCAAUACUGUAACUGUGGUGACAGUAACCGUCACUCCCAAAUCUACGUCAAUAUCGUAUACCUACGUCACAGUGACGGGAAGCAGCCCACCUUUGACAACAGCGUCCACUUCCACUCUCACUGUGGUGGUAACAGCUACCGGAGUAGCAACGCCAACAGGAUCAAGUUGCCCGAUAGAAGAAUGGGGCCAAUGUGGUGGUGAAGGGUAUGGUGGGUCGUGUGGCCGGUGCGCCAGUAAUGCGGUCUGCAAGUACAAGGACAUUUGGUACUCUUAUUGUAGCAACCUCCCUGAGGUGGUGCAUGCAGUUUCCACGAUAUACAUGCCAUAGGCAAGGGUAUCUCUCAGGUGUGGCAAGAUGCAGGUGGUACCUAAUUGUCAGCUAUGAUUCGUGUAGGACAGGCACAGUAAACUGUAUCCGAAUAGUGGCGG
This is a messenger RNA of Mollisia scopiformis, 595 nucleotides long. RefSeq lists its product as uncharacterized. Gene Ontology annotation, biological process: carbohydrate metabolic process. Gene Ontology annotation, molecular function: cellulose binding. The transcript is spliced from 3 exons. NCBI's taxonomy places the organism in Eukaryota, Fungi, Ascomycota, Leotiomycetes, Helotiales, Mollisiaceae. Gene Ontology annotation, cellular component: extracellular region. The record is from RefSeq and is a predicted model, not a curated record. Bases 87 to 494 code for a protein of 135 amino acids.